UUAUAAUAAUUAAAUAUGGGAUUUGGUAGACCUCGUGGCGGCGGUGGUGGCGGCGGAAGAGGAUUUCGUGGCGGCGGCGGCGGCGGAGGAGGAGGUGGUGGCUUCAGAUCCAACGGCGGCGGCGGCGGAGGAUUCAGCAGAGGAGGAGGUGGACGUGGUGGCGGCCGAGGAGCCUUCGAUAAUGGACCUCCGGAGAGAGUUAUUCCCCUAGGAAGCUACGUUUAUUCGUGCCAAAACGACCUUGUGUGCAAAGUUGGAAUCCAGGAUGUCCCAUAUUUCAAUGCUCCAAUCUUUCUCGAAAACAAGGAACAAGUAGGCAAAAUCGACGAGAUCUUUGGAACAGUUCGUGACUACAGCGUGUCCAUCAAACUGUCGGAUAAUGUCUAUGCGAACAGCUUUAAACCGAAUCAGACAUUGUAUAUCGACCCUGGAAAGCUAUUACCAAUCGCAAGAUUUCUACCCAAACCUCCACAGCCGAAAGGAGCAAAGAAAGCAUUCACAAAUAACCGCGGUGGAGGCGGCGGUGGAUUUGGAAACAGAGGAGGUUCCCGCGGAGGAGGUGGUCGAGGUGGAGGCGGAUUCGGCGGCGGUGGACGAGGUGGUGGCGGAUUCAGAGGAGGAUCUCGUGGAGGUGGCGGCGGCGGAGGCGGAGGAUUCGGCCGAGGAAGAGGAGGUGGUGGUGGCGGUGGUGGUCGUGGUCGAUGGUAGUUUUCAAUAUUGGACCCACAUUCAAACAUUUAAGGAACUGUACAAUACACUUUUUGUACAUGUCCAAAUAGUUUAUAAGGAAAGACUCGUUUGGGUAUUAUUCACUGACCAAUCAAUCGAAAAUUGUACCUCAAAUGCUUCUAAAAUAAAAAACUUAAAAUU
Drosophila gunungcola (fruit fly) is the source of this 870-nucleotide messenger RNA. RefSeq names its product probable H/ACA ribonucleoprotein complex subunit 1 (gene Gar1). Gene Ontology annotation, biological process: snoRNA guided rRNA pseudouridine synthesis; ribosome biogenesis. The transcript is spliced from 3 exons. The record is from RefSeq and is a predicted model, not a curated record. Gene Ontology annotation, molecular function: box H/ACA snoRNA binding. Lineage: Eukaryota; Metazoa; Arthropoda; Insecta; Diptera; Drosophilidae. The coding region runs from base 16 to 708 and encodes 230 amino acids. Gene Ontology annotation, cellular component: box H/ACA snoRNP complex.